Molecule: messenger RNA, 1485 nt
Organism: Tetrahymena thermophila SB210
Lineage: Eukaryota; Ciliophora; Oligohymenophorea; Hymenostomatida; Tetrahymenidae
Product: zinc finger, C3HC4 type (RING finger) protein
Exons: 1
Biological process (GO): ubiquitin-dependent protein catabolic process
Cellular component (GO): cytoplasm
Molecular function (GO): ubiquitin protein ligase activity
Source: RefSeq, a predicted model, not a curated record
AAUUUAAUAGAACACUAUUUUUAAAUAAAAUUGAAAUUAUAAAAAAUGCUACAUUUUUUUGUCUAAAGAAAGAAUAAGAAUGUUGAGCAGUAGCUUAAUGAAUUAGAUGAAUAAGAUAAAUAGUUAGAUAAGGACAUUACUGAGAAAAGAAACUCAAAUGAGAAUUUUAAAAUAAUCCAAGAUAUAAAUUAAGAUAAAGAAGAUCAUCUUAAAUCAAAUUAGCAUUUCUAAAAAAAAGAAUCUAUUGAACUGAAACAAAUUAAAACAACUUAAAAUAAUGAUUUUUAUCAAACAGAGAGAACUUCAAAUUAAACACAAAAAGAAUCUAUUAUAUACAAUAGUCAAAAGUAAAAUGAUUAUUAAAAUUAAACUGAAAAUGAUCAUUUAUUAGCAUAAAUAUUACAUUAAGAAUUAAACCAAAUUCCUAUAAACUAGUAGAGAGAUAAUUUAUAAAUUUGCGAUUUUGAAAUGUAAAAAAGAUCAAAAGAAAAUUAACUUAGAAGGAAUGAAGUAAACCUAACAGAAAAGGAAAAGAAUUUUUUAAAAAAGUAAUAGUAUGAGCUCGAGAUGUAUAAUAAGCAAAAAGAAUAGAACAAAAAUGAUUUUGAUUUAGUUGAAGUUAAUGAAGAAUUUAUAAAUAAUAUAUUUAAUAAGUAAUAUCCUAAUAACUAAUAAAUACUGGAUAAAAUACAUAAAGAAAAGCAGAUUAAAAAUGAAAAUCAAGCUCUAUAGCUAUAAAGAAGAUCAUAAAAAUAGAUUAUAGAAUAAUAAAAGUAAUAAUAAUAAUAGUUAAACAAUAAAUAGCAAUUACAGUCAAAUAAAUAAUAAUUCAUUGCGAAUUAUGUAAGCCCAAAUGAGAAAAAACCUAAUUAAAUAUCUUCCAAUUCUGAUUUUUAGAAUUUAUUGAAGGAAGUAGAAGGUGUUAAAUAUUGUGAUCUAUGUGGUGAGUAUUAAAGAUAAAGUUAGAUGGAAUCUCAUAAUGAAAAAUGUAAAAUGGCUAAUGUAAUAUGUGAGUUUUGUAAUAGAUAAUUUCCAAGAUAUAUUAUAAAUGAUCACACUAUAGAUUGCCUUCGAAAAGAAGAAUUUAAAUUAUUAGAUCUUUACCAAAGGGCCUUUGCAGAAGAUGGUUUAUAAGUAAAUAGAACACAUUAAAUUUUCUUUGGAAGCAGAGAUUAUAUGAGAAAGUAAUUUAAUUAGCAGACAUUUGAAUAAUAAAAAGAAAUAGAAAAGCUUAUAGUUUAGAACUAAAGGAAAAUUAAAAAAUCUUACUAAAACAAAGUAUCAAGAUCAGAAUAUUAUGCUGAUGUCAAAUAUGUAAAAGAUCCUUAAUCAUCUUAAGCCGAAGAUUGCUGCAUAUGCUUUGUCACAUUUGUUGAAAAAGAAACACUUGGAAUGCUUCCUUGUGCUCACAAAUUUCAUACUUCUUGCAUAGAUAGUUGGAUUAAAGUAAAAAAACUAUGCCCUUUAUGCAAGCGCUCAUUUUGA